Messenger RNA from Phytomonas sp. Hart1, 216 nucleotides. The record is from the annotation of a GenBank genome assembly. NCBI's taxonomy places the organism in Eukaryota, Euglenozoa, Kinetoplastea, Trypanosomatida, Trypanosomatidae.
AUGGGGGAGGGGGUGAGGACGUUCGGCUUACGCGAUGAUGGCAAUAUUGACCCGAUCUGGGCCUUCAUCCUCGCCCGUCGGCGUGAUGGUGUAAUCAAAGUUCUACACCAGAUCACCGUAUGGGUGACUGCCCUCCUAGAGUUGAAGGCGGCAAAGCUUCAGCAAACGGUGAAAGCGCCGUUGCUCUCCCUUACAGAGGCUCUUUUUGCACACUAA